ACCAAAAUGUCAUAAAUCAAAUUUACUAUUUAACAAAUAUUUUAGUGGAAAUGUGAGCUUUAAAAUAUAAAAUACUAAAUAAUUUGUGAGGGUGGCUCGACACGGGGUAAAAACGUUUAUGAAGAAAAGGAAGGGAAAGAUCAAAAUGGAUUGUCGUGCCCGAAGGAAUCGUAGAAUGCGAGGCCGCUCUUGCAACCCUUCUUGUUUAGACAUCGCGGUGGAGCAGUGCAAUAAGCCCUGGAGUUUUAUGAGCAGCUGCUACAGCUUCCUAAUAUUGUCGAGUCUUAUAGGGGUCAUUUACCUAAUGCUAGAUUAUCACUGCUCUACGUGCUCUUCGAAAUGUGAUAUAAACCAUAUCAAUAGGAGCAUUGAAGACAUCUCGAAAAAUUUAGCAAGCAUGAAAAACAGUUACUUCGAUUUGGAACUGAAGGUGUCUCGGGUUUCCCAGGAACUACCGAAACUGGAAGGACAAUUUGAAAUUAUAGAAGCUCUAGCUUCUGCAUUGGAUAGUAAAGGCGCGGCCUGGGAUCCGAGAACUAGCCUCCCACUCCCCAACGUUGAUGUGUGUCUGAACAAAGCUUUGAAGUUAGGAAAAAAUGCUAGCAAAUGCGGCUGCCCAAAGCGUUUACCGAAAAUUUUAAAAUGACAUUCAAUUGAUGUUGUUCAGUUAAUAAGCAAACAGUCAAUAGGUCGAAUAAAAACAUGUUAAACGAAGUGAUUAUUAUUAAAAUAAUUUAUUUACAAAAAUAAAG
Molecule: messenger RNA, 752 nt
Organism: Spodoptera litura
Lineage: Eukaryota; Metazoa; Arthropoda; Insecta; Lepidoptera; Noctuidae
Source: RefSeq, a predicted model, not a curated record